Molecule: messenger RNA, 628 nt
Organism: Sander lucioperca (pikeperch)
Lineage: Eukaryota; Metazoa; Chordata; Actinopteri; Perciformes; Percidae
Product: 6-phosphofructo-2-kinase/fructose-2,6-bisphosphatase-like
Exons: 5
Coding region: 278-613 (111 amino acids)
Biological process (GO): fructose metabolic process; fructose 2,6-bisphosphate metabolic process
Cellular component (GO): 6-phosphofructo-2-kinase/fructose-2,6-biphosphatase complex; cytosol
Molecular function (GO): fructose-2,6-bisphosphate 2-phosphatase activity; 6-phosphofructo-2-kinase activity; ATP binding
Source: RefSeq, a predicted model, not a curated record
ACCGGCUGGAGCCACAGGUUAAUCAGACGCACUGACGCAGCCAUAUAAACUUUGCUAAUGUCGGCAAAUAUUACUAAAUAUGUUGCUCACUUCGGUCAGCGCAAAGUUAAAACCACCUGGUUGGUAACUUGUUGCACUAUACGAAAGAUAAAGAGGACCAUAAAACUCUCCUUGGACCCUUUGAGGAGUAGAUGUCUCCCGCCUGCUGCAGCUUCGGUCUGAACUGUUGCUGCCAUCGUCUCCCAUUCUGCAUCUUUCCUCUGCCCAUGCUUCAGACAUGCCAUGGAUUUCCUCGGUGCCGCAGUUCUGUAACUCUCCCACUAUGAUUGUGAUGGUGGGGUUGCCAGCCAGAGGGAAGACGUACAUCUCCAAGAAGCUCACUCGCUACCUGAACUGGAUCGGAGUGCCUACAAAAAUGUUCAACGUGGGCCAGUACCGCAGGGAGGCUGUCAAGAUCUAUAAGAACUUUGAGUUCUUUAAACCGGACAAUGAGGAGGCCAUGAGGAUCCGCAAGGCCUGUGCAGCAGCCGCCCUCAAAGACGUUGCUGCCUACUUCUCAAAGGAACAGGGACAAGUAGCCGUGAGUAAGAGGACACCUGAAACUGUCCCUUAAUCACACACUGAUUAU